UUAGUUUUAAUUAGAUUUGAUUACAUUUCCUUCUCUCUUUCCUUCCUUUGUUUUUUAUUUGCUUUUGCUCAUGCGAUUAAAUAAUUAAAAACAAGAGGAAGGAAAGAGACGAUUAUUUAAAAAGAAAAAGAAAAGAAAAAAAGAAACCAAACAGUCCUCUAAUCACAACCUCAAUUUUUGAUAAUCACCUCUACCAAUUACACCACUCAUUUUCAAUUCUCCAAUAUCCGAUCGUCAAAUUUCGUGAAGCAUAAGCUAAUCAAGAUUGCCCAUAGUCUAAAUUACCCUCAUUGACUUUUUCAAUUCUUGAAACCUAAAAGGGUCAGGGUCAGGGUCAGGGUCAGGUUUAGGGUUAGGGUUUCUCCGUUAUUGAAUUGUUCAAGAAUUAUCAUCAAACGGAGUUUCGUCUUCGAAGGCUGUUGUUGUUGAUGAUGAUGAUCAUGAUGUGUAAUCUAUGAUGAUUAUGGUUAGGGUUAGAGGCUCAUCAUCUGCGCAAAUGGAUGCGUCCGGCGACGCGUAUAGAGGCUCUUCUUUAUCGAGCAGUACUACGAGCAGUAGUAAUAAUAAUAACGGUGGUAGGCGUUACGGAUUAUUAUCGGCUUCGAGUAUAAUUCAAGCGCCGAUUUCUGCUUUGUUAGAAUAUUCGGGUCUUUUGAGAACAACAACAGCGAAUUCUAGCUUCUCUAGGUCAACUCAUCAUCAAGAAUCUGACCCUUUGAUUAUUGAUGAUUCUAAUGCUGCUGCUUCUGCGGGAGCGAAUGCUGGGGAGGUUUCCAUCAGGAUAAUUGGUGCAGGGGAACAUGAUCAUGAUAGAGAUGGUGGUGGCACUGGAUUGGUGGUUGGUCAAAAUGAAGUGGUCUCUGCUCAACAGCAGCAGCAACCAUUGAUUGCUGGGUUAGCAUCCAAUAUAUUCCAGGGAGAGAGUGGAAAUGACCGUCGUAAUGGUGAAGGUGGCGGUGCCGGCAGUGCUGGUCAGCAGGGUGCAAGUGGAGAUGGGGAAGUUUCUGCUGAUGGUAGUGGAGGUAAUGGAAGAGAUUCUUCAUAUCAAAGAUAUGAUAUUCAACAAGCUGCUAGAUGGAUUGAGCAAGUUCUUCCUUUUUCUUUGCUUCUAUUGGUUGUUUUCAUUCGUCAGCAUUUGCAAGGGAUUACAGGGUUCUUUGUUACAAUUUGGAUUGCUGUUGUUAUGUUCAAGUCAAAUGAUAUCAUGCGGAAGCAAACAGCUCUGAAGGGAGAAAGGAAAAUUUCCAUCUUGGUUGGCAUCUCUCUAGCUUUCACGCUUCAUGUGGCUGGUGUUUAUUGGUGGUAUAAAAAUGAUGAUCUUUUAUACCCUUUAAUCAUGCUUCCUCCAAAAUCUAUACCACCUUUUUGGCAUGCUAUGUUUAUCAUCAUGGUGAAUGAUACGUUGGUUCGACAGGGAGCAAUGGUGCUCAAGUGUAUCUUGUUAAUAUAUUACAAGAAUAGUAGAGGCCGAAAUUAUCGUAAGCAGGGUCAGAUGCUAACUUUGAUUGAAUAUCUGAUAAUAUUAUAUCGUGCGUUGUUGCCGACACCAGUUUGGUACCGUUUCUUUUUGAAUAAAGAAUAUGGUAGCCUCUUUUCCUCACUAAUGACGGGGCUGUACUUGACUUUCAAGCUCACAUCUGUGGUUGAGAAGGUGCAGUCCUUCUUUUCUUCGAUAAAGGCACUGUCACGGAAAGAGGUUCAUUAUGGCGCUUAUGCUACAACUGAACAGGUAACUGCAGCUGGGGAUCUAUGUGCUAUUUGCCAGGAGAAGAUGCACGCUCCCAUUCUACUUCGAUGUAAACACAUAUUUUGCGAAGAUUGCGUCUCGGAAUGGUUUGAGAGGGAAAGGACAUGUCCAUUGUGCAGAGCUUUGGUUAAAGCGGCGGAUCUCAGAUCAUUUGGCGACGGGUCGACUAGUUUGUUUUUCCAGAUAUUCUGAUGAGUUAUACUGUAUAAAGAUGUUAAUCUGCAAGCUUCAAACACUUAACUAAUACCAAGUAAAUGCGUCGCUGCUUUGUUCAUUAAUUUAGCAGCCAAAGAAAUUGAGCUGAUCCAAAAAGAUGAAACAUAAAUUUUCGCUGUUAAUUUGUUGUAUCCAGAAAGGUUCGAGUGCAUGUAAUGUAAUGGCCCCUUAAAUACACUUCCUCUAAGAACUAACUGUAUCUCUCAUUGUCCAUUUACCAUAAAUGAAUUACCCACCUUUUUGAAAAA
This is a messenger RNA of Mercurialis annua (annual mercury), 2211 nucleotides long. RefSeq lists its product as uncharacterized. Gene Ontology annotation, biological process: positive regulation of ERAD pathway. The record is from RefSeq and is a predicted model, not a curated record. Gene Ontology annotation, molecular function: ubiquitin protein ligase activity. Lineage: Eukaryota; Viridiplantae; Streptophyta; Magnoliopsida; Malpighiales; Euphorbiaceae. The transcript is spliced from 9 exons. Bases 455 to 1939 code for a protein of 494 amino acids.